ACGGUGCUCCGUCUCCCUCUGUUCCCAUUUCUCUUUCCGUCAUUUUGUUUUCUCUCUCCAUUUCUCUCUAUCUUUUUCUCUCUUCAUCCUAGAUCUAGGGUUUUCUCUGUCUCCUCAUGGUCCUUGAGAGAUGCACCAAGAGGAAGAUGGUUCGGUUGAGUUGCACAAAUCAGCGGGGUUGCGAGACCGAGGAGUGAAGAAGGAUCAAAAUCAUCGGGAUCAAGACAGGGACCGGGACCGAGACCGAUUGAGUCGGAGCAAGUGGAACCCAGCCGAUGAAAUGAUAGGCUUUUCUGUUCCAAGGAAAGCUCGAACACUCGAACAGCUCCUCCUCAGGUCUGGUCCUCCCGUCGCUACUAUCCCUCAGGUCCUCUCUCUCUCUCUCUCUCUCUCUCUCUAUUGCUCCAUCAGAUCUUCGAUCUGGCCUCUCUUCAGUCGAAUUUUACUCUUUUUAAUCUUUUCACUUGUUAUUUUUGGUCUGCUCUCUUUUCAAUAGAAUCUCAUUCACUUUGAUCUUUUUGUUUUUCAAUCUCACUAUUUUCAAAAUUUUCAAUCUAC
Molecule: messenger RNA, 558 nt
Organism: Camellia sinensis
Lineage: Eukaryota; Viridiplantae; Streptophyta; Magnoliopsida; Ericales; Theaceae
Source: RefSeq, a predicted model, not a curated record